Molecule: messenger RNA, 3870 nt
Organism: Crotalus tigris (Tiger rattlesnake)
Lineage: Eukaryota; Metazoa; Chordata; Lepidosauria; Squamata; Viperidae
Product: zinc finger protein 595-like
Biological process (GO): regulation of transcription by RNA polymerase II
Molecular function (GO): RNA polymerase II cis-regulatory region sequence-specific DNA binding; DNA-binding transcription factor activity, RNA polymerase II-specific
Source: RefSeq, a predicted model, not a curated record
GAGGUUGUUCUUUCUGUUCCUCCCCUUCCCCCCCCCAUCUGCGAGGCGGGGGCGGGGCCUUGGGGGGGAGGCGCAGGGGUUGCCGGUAAGACUUGGGGGCACUCGAAUCCCGACGAGACUGCUGAGUUCCGUUGAAUGGCGGCUCUGCCCGUGCAAAGGGGUCCCGAGCUGGAGGAUCCUAUCUGCUCAAAGCCCUUCAAUCCUACACCAGUUCAGAAAAACACUUCCCACCAUGGGGAAGAGUGUGUUUCAAUGGUUAAUUCUUGGAAUUUCAUCCCAUCACAGAAACAAAAAUUGGGAGCUAUUCGUACAUCUUCAAAAUUAUAUCUCUGCUAAAGAGUGUUGAAUGGCAUUUGGAGAUCCACAAGAUUCCUUGGACCCAUUUGGACUUGCAUUACAGAACAGAGAUAGAAUGGAGACACAACCUUUAGCAAAUGAGGGAACUGGAAAAGGCCCUUCAGCUAUUCAGCCUGGGAACUGUGGGGAGAUAUGGGCAAGACCUGGGCAGAAGAUCCUGGAGGAGGAAACCAUCGUCUGUUCAGAAGUUCAGCCCUGGAAAUUCAGGAGCCUCCAAUACCAGGCGGCUGAGGGUCCCCGAAGACUUUGCAGCCGACUCCACGACUUUUGUAGGCGAUGGCUGAGACCAGAAAAGCACACCAAAGCCCAGAUACUGGACCUGGUUGUUCUGGAGCAGCUCCUGGCUAUCCUGCCCCCAGAGAUGGAGAGCUGGGUACGAGAGUGUGGAGCAGAGACCAGCUCCCAGGCGGUGGCCCUGGUUGAAGGCUUCCUGCUGAGCCAGGCUGAGGAGCAGAAGGAGCAGAUCAACUUGCAGUCCGUCACUGUGGGGAUCAAGGAUCCUGAGGGAGAGAGAACUCCAUCAAAUCCCCCUCAGAAGGAUGUGUUUUUCAGAAGGCGCCUUCAGAAAAAUCCAAGUCGCCAGACCUUUGGAGCGAAACAAAGGAUGGAGUUUCCCGAUCUUUGCGGUGGAGCUGAAAGAAUGGUUGAACCUCCAAAUCAAGAGGGCCUUGUGUCCUUCGAGGAGGUGGCUUUGUAUUUCUCCGAGGAGGAGUGGUCUCAGCUGGACCCUGACCAAAAAACGCUGCAUUGGGAAGUCAUGCGGGAAAAUCACAGGAAUGCGGCCUCUCUGGGUAAUAAUGGACAGGAGAAUAAAGAUUCUGGGGAACCAUUACAAGUGAUCACUGCUGGAGAUAGAAUGGAGAAGCCUGUGAUUCAAAUAGAAUUAGAAAGCCGUGAGAGAACCCUGUCAGAUAAUUGGAAUCAGGAAAGCUCAUCUUCCAUUGAUGCUCCGAUGCAAGACUUUGUUGCCCAAAAGGGAAAACUAAAGGGAAAAAAUAUUGAGAAAAAUGUAAAACUCUUCAAAGACAAAUUAUUCAAAGAACAUUAUUCAAACCAACACAAAGGAGAAGAUGCUAUAAGCGGAGAGAAUGGAAAAAAUUACAAUUCUACUUUAACUUUCUCUUGUGAUAAUGACUUCCUUCUAUCCCAUAAAAAGAUAUACACAGGAGAGAAGCCAUUUAGCUGCAUGGAAUGUGGAAAGGGAUUCCUUAAAAAAUCAUACCUUAGGAGACAUAAAAGGAUCCAUGUAGCAGAGAAACCAUAUAAAUGUGUCGAAUGUGGGAAGUGUUUCAGUCAAAAUGAUUCCCUUACUUUACAUAAAAUGGUCCACACAGGAGAGACGCCAUAUAAAUGCAGGGAGUGUGGAAAGGGAUUCCGUAAAAAUACAUACCUAAGGAAACAUGAAGUGAUCCAUGCAGCGGACAACCCAUAUAAAUGUGCUGAAUGUGGAAAGUGUUUCAGACAAAAUGAGUCCCUUAUUUUCCAUAAAAUGAUCCAUACAGGAGAGACGCCAUUUAAAUGCAUGGAGUGUGGAAAAGGCUUCUAUCUAAUGAGUUCACUCACUAGCCAUAAAAGGAUCCAUACAGGGGAGAACCCAUAUACAUGCAGAGUGUGUGGAAAAAACUUUACUCGGACCAGUAGUCUUAUUUCCCACGAAAGGAUCCACACGGGAGACAAACCAUACAAAUGCACCGAAUGUGGAAAGGGCUUCUCUGAAAACUCCUCCCUUCGAAAACAUAAAAGGAUUCACACAGAGAAGCUAUAUAAAUGCAUCGAGUGUGGAAAGGGCUUUACUAAUAGAAGUCAAUUCAUUUACCACAACAGGAUCCACACAGAGGAGAAGCCAUACCAAUGUAUGGAAUGUGGAAAGGGCUUCUGUGAAAAUGCAUUACUUGUGGUACAUAAAAGGAUCCACACAGGAGAGAAGCCAUACAAGUGCAUGGUGUGUGGAAAGGGCUUCUCUGAAAAUUCCAUUCUUCUAAAACAUAAAAGGAUCCACACAAGAGAGAAGUCAUACAAAUGCGGAGAAUGCGGAAAGGGAUUUACUAAUAGAAGCCAACUUAUUUAUCACAACAGGAUCCACACAGGAGAGAAGCCAUACAAAUGCAGAGAGUGUGGGAAGGACUUUACUAAUAGUAGUCAACUUACUUACCAUAACAAGAUGCACACAGGAGAGAAGCCAUUUAAAUGUGUGGAAUGUGGAAAGGGCUUUAUUAGUAGAAGUCAACUUAGUUACCAUAACAGGAUCCACACUGGGGAGAAGCCAUAUAAAUGCACAGAAUGUGGAAAGGGCUUUACUAACAGAAGUCAACUUAUUUACCACAAAAAGAUCCACACGGGGGAGAAACCAUAUAAAUGUGUGGAAUGUGGAAAGGGCUUUAUUGCUAGAAAGAAACUCAUUGCCCACAACAGGAUCCACACAGGGGAGAAGCCGUAUAAAUGUGUGGAAUGUGGAAAGGGCUUUUGUGAAAAUGCAUCACUUAAGAGACAUCAAAGGAUCCACACAGGAGAGAAGCCGUACAAAUGCAUGGAAUGUGGAAAAGGCUUUAAUCAAAAGAGUGGUCUUACUUCCCAUAGCUGGAUUCACACAGGGGAGAAGCCAUAUAAAUGUGUAGAGUGUGGAAAGGGCUUUACUAGUAAAUGUCAACUUAUUUCCCAUAGCUGGAUCCACACAGGGGAGAAACCAUAUAAAUGUAUGGAGUGUGGAAAGGGCUUUACUACUAAAAAUCAAUUUAUUUCCCAUAGUUGGAUCCACACAGGGGAGAAACCAUAUAAAUGUGUGGAGUGUGGAGAUGGCUUUAUUAGUAAAUACCAACUUAUUUCCCAUAGCUGGGUCCACACAGGGGAGAAACCAUAUAAAUGUGUGGAGUGUGCGAAGGGCUUUACUAGUAGAAGUCAACUUACUUACCAUAACAGGAUCCACACAGGCGAGAAUCCAUAUAAAUGUGGGGAGUGUGGAAAGGGUUUUCCUGCUAGGCGUCAACUUAUUGCCCAUAGCUGGAUCCACACAGGGGAGAAGCCCUAUAAAUGCAGCGAAUGUGGAAAGAGUUUUGCGUUCAAUAGUUCCCUUAUUAAUCAUAAAAGGAUCCAUACAGGGGAGAAGCCCUAUAAAUGUAUGGAGUGUGGCAAGAGUUUCAGCCAAAGGAGUAAUCUUAAUGCCCAUAAAAGGAUACACACUAAGGAGAACUCAUUUAAAUGCCAAGAGUAUGGAAAGUCGUUUGCAUAUAGCAGUCAACUUAAUUCCCAUAACUGGAUCCACACAGGGGAGCCAUAUAAGUGCAUUAAGUGUGGGAAGAGUUUUACUAAUAGUAGUGAUCUUUAUUUGUGUAAAAGAAGUCACAUGGAAAAGUUAUAAAUAUUUGGGGUGUGGAAAGAGCUUCUGUCAUGGUUUCCCUACAUCUAAAAAAAAAAAGGAUUCAUACAGAAGAGAAAUCAUAUAAAUCUGAGGAGGUUGGAGAGAGCUUCAGGAAUAAUGACAUAAUUUUGCAAUAAAGAUUUGUAUUUGGAUGAGAA